AUGAACAGUUGCUUAUUUUUAAUUAUUUUUGUGGUUGAAACUUAUACUUACGUAUGUGACUGUUACCCAAAAGGAGAUAAACAAACUGAUGAAAAUGCGUUUAACUGUUCUAAUCACGUUUUUUCAGAAAGUUCUUCUUUAUGUUUAACAGAAGAUUUUUGGUUUACAAAAGAUUUAUCAUUAGGUUCACUUUUAAUAAAAUCUUCAGAUGUCAUGACCAUAAUUUCGAAUAAAUGGAUAAACGUUUUACAACUCUUUUAUAUUUCCAAAGACACUACUCUUGUUCUCAAUGGGUUAUUUCACUCAGAAAAAAAUUUGACCGUAGAAGAUAAUGCAACAAUAAACAUUUUUGGUCAAUUUUCAAUAAGUGGAAAUUUGGCAAUUGUGAAUCCACAACUUAAUAAGCCACGUAUAAUGUUAUGGCAAUCUAAUAGGCUUCACUUGUACAUAAACGACAAAAAAACAAAUUUUUCUAUUGUAAAUCCCAUUCAAAAUGUAAAUUGUUUCGAUGUUUUUUCAAUGAAUAACUCAACUUGUUUAAAUUUUGACACAACUAACACUCAUCUAAAUUCAACUGAUUUUUCUCAUAAUUUUACCGAAGGUGUUGCAUUUUGUCCAAAAAAUACAAUACUUGAUAACACAGUGAUAUGUACUUUAAAUCAAAAUAUAUAUCAAACAAAUUACACCGCAAAUACAAACUAUGCGUUUGAAAAUCCACACUGCCCGUGUGACGAUAAAAACACAAGUUGUUAUUUAUAUUUAAAUCAAAACGUUUCAAUUGUCAAUUUUAACAAUCACAAAAUGCCAAAUACAAUUUAUGUUAUUGACAAAGACGUGAAGAUAUUAAACGCAAAUACAAUCAAAGAAAUUGAUAUUGCAGACGAUGUUAGUGUUGAUAUAACAUCGUUGUAUACUGGCGAUAUUAUCAAGUUUUCAUUUGGGACUUUAAAUGUACUAAAGAGUGAUACACAAUCAACUUAUUUAUUAAAAUACAACUCAUUAACACACACAUUAAAUAUAUCUCAAAACUUGUAUUUUGGUAUUAAUAUAUCAAGUGGAAUAACAGAGAUUAAAUUAAAUGUUAAAGGAGCAAUUGAAAAUGUUACAAUUAAUAAUAAUUGUUCUGUAUCAUUUGGAGAAAAUGUGACAAUAGUGAAUCAACUCACAUUUGCACCUUUUAUUGAUACAAAUGUCGUUGUCGUGUUAUAUUUUGAAAAUGAUACAGUAGAGAACUCGAUAAGUCCAAAUUGUAUAUUGAUGAAAAGUUCUUUGUCAAGUACAAUUUGUUUAAAAUGUAAUGCAAAAACUAUACUUGUUGGUGGUUCCUGUGUCGAAAUAACUGAUAACUGUCGAAGUUUUAAUAAAGAAAAUUAUUGCAUUGAAUGUAAAAUUGGCUAUUAUUUGGAUUCCAAAAAUGAAUGUAAAAAUUUUGAUUAUUCUUGUAAUAUCGGCAAUGAAAGUGUGUGUAUCAAAUGUGAUAAUUAUCAUUUUUUUAAUAAUGGAGUAUGUAUUUCAAACGAAAAAUGUAAAGCAACUAAUGGUAUUAAUUGCUUAAAAUGUUUAGCAGGAGAACUUACAAACAAUUGUGAUUUAUGCAGUGUUUUCAAUUGUAUGACAUGUGUUAACAACAAUUGUAUUAUAUGUAAUGAUGGCUAUUAUCUUGGAAAUGAUGGAAUUUGCCAUUUAACACUUGACACAUCGGUUUAUUUUUACAACAACAUUAUUUACUGUAAAGAUGGGUAUUACAUUGAUAACUCUGAGUGCAAAAAUUGCUUAUUAAAAAAUACAAAUUUGACCAAGUGUGAUGUUAAUAAGCCAAUUCAAUGUUCUACUAAUUUUGAAAUCACAGAAAGCGGAAAUUGUGCAUCGACAACAUGCAAAAACAAUGAAGAGUAUGAAGAAAAUGGGAGGUGUUCUAUAACGCAAGAAAAUUGUGUUUUUACACUUAAUAACAAGUGUGUUAAAUGCAUUGAUAAUUACACAAUAAACGACAGUGGUAAUUGUAUACAAAACGAUGGAAAUAUCAAACAAACUAAUUGUGAAAUAGCAACAAAGUAUGGGUGUGUGAGGUGUGAUGACAAUUACUUUUUGUCAUAUAGAAAGUGUGUGAAUUGUGAUAAUAACUGUGACACUUGUAUAUCAACUUCGACAUUUUGUCUUUCAUGUAAAGCUGGAACUUUUUUGAGUGACCACAAGUGUAUUACAAAUAAUGAUUUGGAUGGUAUUUGCAAACAAUUUAUAGCAUCGGGUGGGUGUGUCAAAUGUAUUGAUGGAUAUUACAGAAGUGAGUUGUCUUGUGAGAAAUGUGAUGUUAAAUGUGGGACUUGCAACAAUAGAGAAAGUUGUUUGACAUGUAACUUGACAAAUUAUAUAACAUCAAAAAAUGAAUGCAAACCACAAAGCGACAUUGUUGGGUGUCAAGUAGAAACAACACAAAAUGGAUGUUCAAAGUGUUCUGAUGGGUAUUUCUCAAUCAACACAAAUGAGUGUGAGAAGUGUGGCGCGACUUGUGCAACGUGUUCAAAAACAAAAGAAAUGUGCACUUCAUGUGAUACAAAUAAAGUUUUGGUUGACUCACAAUGUGUUGAUAUUUUAUUAAUAACAAAUUGCAAAAAAGUUGGUGAUUCAAAAUGCACAAAAUGUUCAUUUUGGCACACACCAAGCGUAGAUGGCACGUAUUGCAAAACUCAAGUAGUGUGGUGGAUUAUAGUGAUUAUAGUACUUUUCAUAAUAUGUAUAUUUAUUGUGACGACAUUGGUGAUUGUGUUAAUCGCAAAACACGUCUCAAAAUAUUUGAAAGAGAAGUCCAUUGAGACGACAACGACACUCUUUGAUAUGUCAAAGUCGAACAUUCAAUUUGUGACAAUUGGUGAUGGUGUUGUGGUAAAUAAAACAAAAAUUGUUUUCAACGAUGGCGAAGAAGUCGAAGUCAACGAAAAGCAGAGAGAUUUGUUGUGUGUUGGUAAUGUCACCAAACACAACAUGAAAAUCCAAAUUACAACACAAACACUCACAAACCAGAAAUAUCAAAUUGAAAGUAAUCCGCGAAUAGUUGUGUUACCAAAAGGCUUUGCGUGUGAAUUUGAGAUAUUACUGACACUUCUGUGUACUUCUAAAAUUGAAAGUAAAAUACUGUUAGUGGCCAAUUCGUAUACACAACAAAAAGCAAUUUGCAAAGAAAUUGGGAUAUCUGCUGUAUCAAAAAUUUCAAUUCGAAUUGAUCCAGACGAGUUAAUAGAAGGUGUUAAAAUAGGAGAAGGAUCCUUUGGUAUUGUAUACAAAGGAAAAUACAUGGGAAACACUGUUGUUAUUAAAAAGAUGAAAAGUGCACAAGAAAACGUGAUGGAUGAAUUCACCAAAGAAGUUUCUAUGUUGGACAAAUUCCGAAGUGAGUACAUUGUCCACUUCUAUGGCGCUGUAUUUAUACCAAAUAAAGUGUGUAUGGUUACUGAAUAUGCACAAUUUGGAAGUUUGAAGGAUUUGAUAAAUCACAAAAAUUCAAAAGAAGUUAAUAUGCAAAUUCGUGUUAAAAUGAUGUUGGACGCUGCUAAAGGUAUUUUGUAUUUACACUCAAACGGGAUAUUACACAGAGACAUCAAACCAGACAACAUUCUAGUGUUUUCACUUGAUGUGAAUAACAAAGUCAAUGCAAAAUUAACAGACUUUGGAGCAAGUCGAAAUAUUAAUAUGUUAAUGACGAAUAUGACAUUCACAAAGGGAAUUGGUACACCAAAGUACAUGGCACCUGAAGUCUUAAACAAAGAGAAGUACAAAAAGGCGGCUGAUGUGUAUUCAUUUGCUAUUACAAUGUAUGAGUGUUUUACGUGGAGUGACGCAUUUCCAAAGGAUGUCUACAAGUACGCGUGGGAUAUUGCAGACUCGGUGUGUUAUGGCAAGCGCCCUGAUUUAAUGAUGCUGACUGAAAAACAAAAAGAAGUUGUUGUUAAGGCGUGGCAACAAACACCAAAAGAAAGACCUGAUAUUGCGAUGCAACUUUUUUACAUAUGUUUUACAUUCCUUGUAUUUCACAACAACAAUUUGUUAUUCAAAAUUAUCAAUCCACACUUCCAAAUUUGUUUGUUCAAAAUCAACUUGUUGAACUAUCUAAAACUGUUGAAAUACAAGAAGAAACAUAUUUAUCACAAUUUGAUACUACGGUUCGAGUCAACAAAACAACAAUAUCAAGCACAAGUGGAACAUAUUUGCCUGUUGAUGAUGAUUGUGUGUUAUAAAGACGGAGCUUCACAUGAUGUUUUUAAAUGCAGCCGUUAUUCCAAUGACUGUAAAUUUAUAAUUAGCAUUGUUGAAUUUUAA
This is a messenger RNA of Entamoeba invadens IP1, 4314 nucleotides long. Its product is annotated as protein serine/threonine kinase, putative. The transcript is spliced from 3 exons. Gene Ontology annotation, biological process: protein phosphorylation. Bases 1 to 4314 code for a protein of 1437 amino acids. The record is from RefSeq and is a predicted model, not a curated record. Gene Ontology annotation, molecular function: protein kinase activity; ATP binding. NCBI's taxonomy places the organism in Eukaryota, Evosea, Mastigamoebida, Endamoebidae.